AGGAAUUGCUUAAGUGGAAAAUAGAAUUAAGAAGGGAAGAUUCCUCCCCUUUACAUCUUUAAGUUACCACAAAUAAAUAUCAUGUGUCAACUUACUAUCUAUCAUUGGAAAAAAAAAUAGAUAUUCUACAUCCUCUAGCUUCAAUACUUCUCAUUUGGGAGGAAGAAUUUGCCAUCCGGCAUUUGUAAUAUCUACAUAUUCAUCAGUUCUAUAUUAUAUUCUGCAGUCAUAUAUUUAUAUGAAGUAGCUUAACACAAAAUUGCAUUCAUGCUGGAAUUUGUUUGAUCGUGCAGCCAUUCCAGAUGAUAUCUGUCUCUAAGAUCUUCUUCAUUUACUUGAAUGACAGGAAGCUAAAAGCUUAUUAGCUGAUGUAAAACUUGAUGAUGUAGCGAAAGUGAGAGUCAGUGGCUAUAGUGGUGGAAUGAAACGUCGCCUUAGUUUAACAAUAGCAUUGAUUGGAAAUCCGAAGCUUCUCUUUUUGGAUGAACCAACAACUGGUAUGGAUCCUGUAACUCGGAGGCAUAUCUGGAGUGUAAUUGAGGCUGCAAAGCAAGGACGUUCAAUCAUUCUGACAACACAUUCUAUGGAGGAAGCUGAUAUUUUAUCGGAUCGAAUUGGAAUUAUGGCAAAGGGAAGACUUCGCUGCCUUGGGACAUCAACCACAUUGAAGUCUCAAUUUGGAGCUGGUUUUAUUACUAAAGUUAGUCUGAAUAAAGUUGCUGAAGAUGUGAAUUCUGCAGCUGCUAAUGUGAUAGACAGGAAACGUGAGGCAGUCAAAGAAUACUUCAGACAGCACCUGGAUGCCACACCAAAAGAGGAAGAUAAGUCCUUGACUUUUGUUAUUCCUCACGAGAAGGAGAAUCAACUAGGAAAAUUUUUCUCCAAGCUAGAAAACAGGAAAACGGAAUUUGGCAUACUAAAUAUCCAGAUAGGUCUUACAACGCUAGAAGAAGUGUUUAUGAACAUUGCAAAGAAGGCAGAGCUAGAGGAAGCCAAAUCUGAAGGAAGCAUCAAGACACUGGCAUUAGCAUCCGGAACCACUCUCCAGGUACCCUUAGGAUCGAAGUAUGUAGAGAUCCCAGGGACAACAUCCUCAGAGAACCCUCGAGGGCUUAUGGUUGAGGUUUAUUGGGAACAGGAUAAUCAUGGCAAUCUCUGCAUCUCGGGACAUUCUAAUGAAAUUCCAGUUCCACCAGGUCUUCAACUAACAACUUAAAAGAGAGAGGUUGUAUUGUAUACCAGUUUUAAGGAAUUGCUUCUGUUAACGUAAUGCUUUGUAUAAUAUAUCCUAGCCUCAUUACAAAAGAGUUCAAUUUUUAGUUAUUAUGAGCAGUGCAUGCAGACAAAUCUUGAUUUCUUAUAAUGAGAAUGAAUUAUAUUUAUAAGUUUCCAACAGUGAUAUUCAUGGAGACAAAUAUUUUUCUUUUGGCA
This is a messenger RNA of Nicotiana tabacum (common tobacco), 1431 nucleotides long. The record is from RefSeq and is a predicted model, not a curated record. Lineage: Eukaryota; Viridiplantae; Streptophyta; Magnoliopsida; Solanales; Solanaceae.